Messenger RNA from Rosa chinensis, 556 nucleotides. RefSeq names its product CLAVATA3/ESR (CLE)-related protein 46. The coding region runs from base 25 to 300 and encodes 91 amino acids. NCBI's taxonomy places the organism in Eukaryota, Viridiplantae, Streptophyta, Magnoliopsida, Rosales, Rosaceae. The record is from RefSeq and is a predicted model, not a curated record. The transcript is spliced from 3 exons.
CAACAAUUCCUAUUCACCUAAAGCAUGCAUCAUCUUCAGCUUAAGAUGGGAAGACAGAGCCACAUUAAUCUUCUUUUGAUAUGGCUCCUGCUCGCAACUUCUCAAUACCACCACUACAUUAUUAAUGCUCAAGCUCUUGAAUCAGUUCAGUUCAAGCUCAAUCCUGCACUGCACAGUUCAAGGCCAGGCUCGGGAACCAGAUAUGCUUUACCUACUCGGGUAAGUGAAAGGAAGAGGAUUCAUAAAACUCCAUCAGGACCCAACCCAGCAGGCAAUCAUCGCCCACCAUCUAAGCAAUGAACAAUUAUCACUUGUACUUAACAUAGUAAGUAGAACUAAUUAAGGAUCAUUACAUUGGUUAGAGACCAGAGAAUGUCAGCUGUUUUCAUGUAUGUCGGACAACCUCACCUUUGAGGUACGUGCUAGUACAAAAUUGGGAUUUAGAAGAGUUAAAUUCUAGUUGGGUCUAUACCUGAGCAAAUGUUUAGUGUAAGAUAACAUGUAUGUCAAUCCUGAAAUUACAAGACUACAUCUAUGCAAAAACUCAAGCCAUGAA